Molecule: messenger RNA, 1014 nt
Organism: Pistacia vera
Lineage: Eukaryota; Viridiplantae; Streptophyta; Magnoliopsida; Sapindales; Anacardiaceae
Product: lysosomal Pro-X carboxypeptidase-like
Exons: 8
Coding region: 1-966 (321 amino acids)
Biological process (GO): proteolysis
Molecular function (GO): dipeptidyl-peptidase activity; serine-type exopeptidase activity
Source: RefSeq, a predicted model, not a curated record
AUGGCAAUGAUUUGGAAUGCAGUGCUGGCAGCGUGGUUUAGGUUGAAAUAUCCACAUGUAGCCAUUGGAGCUUUGGCGUCUUCUGCUCCAAUCCUCAACUUUGAAAAUAUGGUUUCGCCAUAUACCUUCAAUGCCAUUGUCACCAAAGACUUCAGGAGUGAGAGCGAAAAUUGUUACAAAGUGAUAAAAGGAUCGUGGCUGAAGAUUGAAGAGAAAGCAAGCCAACAUGGGGGUCUUAAACAACUCAGAAAAUCUUUUAGAAUAUGCAAAAAUUAUAUCAGUGGUAAUGCCCUACAUGGUUGGCUUUAUACUGCUUAUAUUUACGCAGCCAUGACUGAUUAUCCAACUCCUUCAAAUUUUCUCAGUCCCUUGCCAGCUCAUCCAGUCAAACAGAUGUGUAAAGCGAUUGAUGAUCCGACGACAGGAAAUGACACGUUUGCGAAGUUGUAUGGUGCAGCCAACAUUUACUAUAACUACAGUGGGAGUGCCACGUGUUUUGAUCUGGACGAUGAUUCUGAUCCUCAUGGUCUGGGAGAAUGGUCAUGGCAGGCAUGCACAGAGAUGAUAAUGCCAACAAGUGGGAACAAUAAGGAGAGUAUAUUUCCAGCUUCUGAAUGGAAUUACACUAACAGAGUCAAUUUCUGCAAAUAUGUUUUUGAUGCUCAGCCAAGACCCAAUUGGAUUACCACUCAUUUUGUUGGCCAUAAUAUUGAGAGGGCUUUGAAAAGAUUUGGAAGCAAUAUCAUCUUCUUUAAUGGCUUAAGAGAUCCUUGGAGUGGUGGCGGGGUUCUCAAGAAUGUUUCCAAGACUAUAAUUGCCAUUGUUGCCGAAGAAGGAGCUCACCAUGUAGACCUGAGAUUUUCAACAAGUGAAGAUCCAAAAUGGCUUCAGGAUGUGAGGAAAACAGAAGCGAACAUUAUUGCAAAUUGGAUUUCUCAAUACUACCAUGACUUGGCUCAUCUUUAGAGAUAAACAUAAACCCUUUUUUUUUUUUUUUUUUUUUUUUUUUUUUUU